AUGGCUGCUCAACAUAUAGGGUCUCAAGGGCCGCCAGCCCGGCCCUUGAGGCGAGCUCGCUAUAUCGGCGUUGAGACGUGGAACACUUUCAAGGAUGAGGUGUAUGAGAGAUACAUUGUUCAAGACCAUUCGUUGGAAAAGAUUAUGAAUGAUUACCGCAUGGAAUACAGUUUCCCUGCUACAAAAAAGCAGUGGAAGGAUCAACUCGGUCGUUGGCAGUAUCGUAAACGCCUGAACAAGGAAGAUGCGGCAUUUAUCCUCUUCUUGUUCGAAGAAGCCGCGCGACACGGGGUAUCGCGGCGGGUGUUCGUCAAUCAGUCCGAGAAGACCGAGGAAGAUAUUCUGGCCUAUGUCAGGAAAUCUAGCCUCGUCGGGUCUAGAGAAGAGCUGCUUGAGUACUUGGAUCAUGACGAGCGCUCGCCAUACAUCACUUGGGUCGACGAGGAUCGAGAGUUGCAGCAGCAGCCCCAAGAAGACAUGCCCAUGUGGCAGCCAGUCGAUAACAUUGAACCUGAUUUCGCGCAUUCGCAACCAGAUGAGGAUGACGACAGUCACGCGAACAGGCCUUCCUUCGAGCUACUCGUUGAUUAUGAGGAGCUCCCGCCAGUGGGCGAUGUACACUCGAUACCAUCGGACAGCUCGGCCGAAGAGGAAGGGUCUUCACCCAUGGGGCAGACUCGAGAAGACAACGCGCUCGACAGCACUCCUAACCGUCAUGAACCGGGGCCUCCUCCAGAUGUCCAGGGAUCCUCGAUGGGAGGAAUCAGAGCUCAGUUGUUCCCACCAGAGAUUCCCAACAACGCUAUGGCGCAAGGGAUCGACACACAGAGACUCAAUGGACUACUGUCCAAUUCCCCACUUCAGGCAAAUCUUAGCCCCGAAGAUCUGGGUACCACCAUCGACGCAAUGUUCGGUUUGAUGGAGGCGGUCGGCUGUGAUGCCGAAGACCAGUGGCGUGUAACCAGAUUUCUGCGUCUCUGCUGUGCAGCUGCCAUCUAUGGCGGCCAGAAUUUUGAUGCAAAGCGCAAAGAGUCGAUCACGGAAGCGGUCGGCAUCUUCCGCGAGUUGCUCACUCUGAAUCCUUGGGACAGUGUGACGACUCUGAACAACAUGUUCGCACUGCUCAACAUGUACGGACAUCGUGUCGUCAUUCACGAUAUUCUGAAAGCCACAAAGGCCAUGACGGACAACGUUGCCGACUCCUUUGGCCAUACAUACCUUAUUCGCGUUGUGCAGUCAGUCCUAAACUUCAUGCUGAGGAUACCGGAGACUGGUUCCAAGGCAGAAUACAACCUUGACGAGCUGGCGGAGAUGGAGGAGCUCGCAGACCAUAGCUUUGAAAACCAUGCGGGAUUUGCUCUCAGCGCGACCUAUAUCCACGCGUGGGGGCUGUUAGAGAUGAAGAGGUAUCCAGAAGCUCUCAAAAAACUUAGCGACCGACGGGCUGAGUGCGAAGAAGCUUUCGACUAUGGCCAAUUUCAAACCAUUUGCUGGAUUGCGACUUUGGCUCGGGCUUAUGCCAUGAAUGACAAGAAUAGGGCGGCCGUGAAUACCUAUCGCGAUGUCGCUGGAAGGAUCUUCAGAAUCUUUACGCCUUCUCACCCCCAAUACUGCGAUAGCAUAUACCGCCUAGCCUGCUUUGACAAGCGUGUCAUCGACGAGUCUCAAGAUCGCGAGAGCCAGCAGCGGGGCUGGUUGAGCGUUGCGAGAACCAUGCAACGGACACUUGCAUGGAGGGCCGAGGAGCUGGGACGGGUCAAUCCGCAGACUAUCCAGAAUUUCAAAGCUCUUCGGAAAGUGCUGAUGAAGCUUGAAAGAGCGAGCGAAACCACGACGUUCGACGAGGUCCUGAUGACUGAACUGUCCUAA
Messenger RNA from Cyphellophora europaea CBS 101466, 1869 nucleotides. RefSeq lists its product as uncharacterized. The record is from RefSeq and is a predicted model, not a curated record. Lineage: Eukaryota; Fungi; Ascomycota; Eurotiomycetes; Chaetothyriales; Cyphellophoraceae. The transcript has 2 exons. Gene Ontology annotation, molecular function: protein binding. Bases 1 to 1869 code for a protein of 622 amino acids.